This is a messenger RNA of Cavenderia fasciculata, 1497 nucleotides long. RefSeq lists its product as uncharacterized. The transcript has 3 exons. The record is from RefSeq and is a predicted model, not a curated record. NCBI's taxonomy places the organism in Eukaryota, Evosea, Eumycetozoa, Acytosteliales, Cavenderiaceae. The coding region runs from base 1 to 1497 and encodes 498 amino acids.
AUGAAUAUUACAGGUGUAUCAAAUAUUAUAGUUGUACAUAUCAUAUCAUUCUUGGACCCGAUUGAUAGUAUAUGUUUAACACUAACAAGCAAAUCCUUUUACUACAAGAGAGAACAGUUCCUAGCCAAUGCAUUUCAGUUUAGUAACAAGUUUCUCAGAGAUCAUGGAUGCACUCAAAAGUCUAUCUCUAAUCUGAUGAAAAUGAUCGAGAAGGAUAGAUUUAAACAAUUUAAUUUAAAAUCAUUCAAUGAUAGUAUCAUCAGAUCAAUUAAAAAUCAAUUACCAUCCAUUCACAAUGAAUUGAUUGUAUUGGUUAAUAGUCAAGUUGACCCAAUUAAAGAUAAUGAUAUUUCAAGAGUUAUUGUAAGAACAAAGGAUGGUGUAAAGGAUCCGAUAGAUCUAUCGUUUCUCCCACCGUCUGCCACCAACUUGGUGUAUGAUUGCAAACGACCUAUAGUAGUUGGAUCGAUUCCAUCAACCAUUAAAAAACUUGAAUUUGGCACAUAUCAUAACAAAGCAAUCAACAAUCCCUCACUCAUCCCAUCGUCAGUGACCGAUCUGAUUCUUUCCAAUUCUGUAGUGUCACCCGGUGCCAUUCCAUCAAGUGUCACCACUUUGGCAUUUGGAGCCAGAUUUACUCAUGAUUUAGAACCAGGGUCUGUCCCACCCAAUCUAAAAUCACUAAAGUACUUUCGCAGCGACUCUAGCGACCCAAUCCCUAGAGGUGUGGUGCCAGACACUGUACGUGUCAUUGAAGGUAUCGGGUUGGAUCAUUUAGCGGAAUACCCACCCUACUUGGAGAAACUAAUUAGUUCGACUGAGCGCUUUAUCAGUUCCCCACCCUUCCCCACCUCACUCACUCAUCUCGAUAUUACAGAUUGGAGAACAGAGCCACACGAACAAUGGAGAAAAAUGAUUGUAACUACACAAAUCACUCAUUUUAAAGUUUACAACUAUGAACAUCAUAUGGAUAGUUUACCACCAAACCUUACUCAUUUAUAUAUUAGAUAUGAAAAAAUGAAUAAUCCAAAAGUUAUAUUUCCAAAAACAUUAAAAAGUUUAAGUGUAUUUAGAUUUGAUAUACCAAUUUAUGUUGGAUUGUUUCCAGAUAACUUAGAAAGUUUUACAUUCAGUGAUUCUUGUUGGCUGUUGCAAAAAGAUAUGCCAGCAGAGAUACUACCUCGAUCAUGUAAAUUAAUAUCAAAUAAUAUGUUUGGAUAUUCACACAAUUUGGAAUGGAUUGCUAAAAAUCAGCGAUCAUUUAGCAUUAGAUGGAAUUACCUAAAGGAAAAGAUUGAUUUUAGAUUCAUUGGCAAUGAUGAUGACACUGUCGUCUUUAUUGGUCAACAUUACUUUUUUGGAGGUAUCUCUACCAUUUCCAAACUAAGAAAGAUUGAAAAAGAAGGAUCACAAUUCCAAUUAUUUAACAAGAUUAUGCAUGCUGAAUUUAAUUCAAUGUUUGGUAGAGAAAAAUAUAAUGUUGAUGAUUUCUUUUAA